CUCUUUUGGCUCAGCUCCCUUGUUUACAGCUCACUCAGAAGGCAGCUAAACAAACUGCAGCUGGCCUGACUUGAGAUGCAGAGCACAUUCAGGCACUGCAGAGAAGCGCGGCGAGGAUAGAUGAGAGACCCAGCCUCCACCAUUCAGGAACAGCUUAACUCCCGAGCUGUAACACAAGACCUGCUGCAGAUGCCCGUUUCCCUCCGCCCAGCAGCUCCAAACCCGCCCCACCCACCACAACCUGCAUUAGAACCCCUGCCAAGACGGGAAUCCGUAAGAAGACGUGGCCACGAGGGAGUGCAGCUGCAGUGGAGUGAAAAGGAGUGGAGGCAAACCCUUCCCUGACCAGUGGAUUGGUGCGAACCAUGAACUCUAGCUAGCACGACAGACACUGACCAUGGCGCCUCGGAAGCGGAACCGUCAUGUUUUGGGAUUUCUCUGUUGCUUCCGGAGUAGCGAGCAUCCGGAGAUCACCUUCAAGGACAGCAGCAUGCCUUUGCAGCUCCUGGAAUUCUCCCUGCCCAUACCACCCGCAGAGGAACUCAACGCCAGGUUCGCAGAGCUCGUUGAUGAAUUGGAUCUCACUGACAAGAACCGAGAUGCUAUGUUUGCUUUGCCAGCAGAGAAGAAAUGGCAGAUUUACUGCAGCAAGAAGAAGGAACAGGAUGACCCUAACAAGCAGGCCACCAGCUGGCCUGAUUACUACAUUGACCGGAUCAACUCCAUGGCUGCAAUGCAGACAGUUUUUGCUUUUGACGAAGAAGAGAUGGAAAUGAGGAACACAAUUGUCGAGGGCCUUAAGACAGCCUUGAGGACACAGCCAAUGAGGUUCGUGAUGAGAUUCAUCGAACUGGACGGGCUUACGUGCCUGUUAAACUUCCUGCGGAGCAUGGACUAUGACACGUCAGAGAGCCGCAUUCACACAUCCGUUAUAGGGUGCAUCAAGGCUCUGAUGAACAACUCCCAGGGCCGGGCCCACGUGCUGGCUCACCCAGAGAGCAUUAACAUCAUCUCCCACAGUCUCAGGACGGAGAACGUCAAGACCAAGAUUGCAGUGCUGGAGAUUUUGGGAGCGGUUUGCCUGGUACCAGGAGGGCACAAGAAAGUAUUGCAAGCAAUGUUGCACUACCAGAUUUACGCUGCAGAGAGGACUCGGUUCCAGACGUUACUAAACGAGUUGGACAGAAGCACUGGAAGGUACAGAGAUGAGGUGCACCUCAAGACUGCGAUCAUGUCCUUCAUCAAUGCUGUGUUGAAUGCUGGCGCCGGAGAGGACAACCUGGAAUUCCGACUGCACCUGCGGUAUGAAUUCCUCAUGUUGGGAAUUCAACCAGUGAUUGACAAGUUGCGAAGCCACGACAAUGCAACAUUGGACAGGCACUUAGACUUCUUUGAGAUGGUGAGAAAUGAGGAUGAGAGUGAACUGGCAAAGCGACUUGACAUGGUACAUAUUGAUACCAGGAGCGCUAGUCAGAUGUUCGACCUGAUUCGGAAGAAGUUAAGUCACACGGAAGCCUACCCACAUUUGGUUUCUGUGCUCCAGCACUGUCUUCAAAUGCCCUGGAAGAGGAACGGAACCAACUGCCAGCACUGGCAGCUCCUCGACAGGAUACUGCAGCAGAUCGUCCUGCAGGACGAGAAGGGGGAAGAUCCCGAUGUCGCACCGCUGGAGAACUUCAAUGUGAAGAACAUCAUUCGGAUGCUGGUGAACGAGAACGAGGUGAAACAGUGGAAGGAUCAAGCAGAGAAGUUCAGGAAAGAUCACAUAGAACUAUUGGCCAGAUUGGAGAAGAAAGAGAGGGAGUGCGAGACCAAAACCCAGGAGAAGGACGACAUGAUGAAGACCCUCAAUAAGAUGAAGGACAAGCUGCAGAAGGAGUCGAUGGAGCUGCGUCAGGCGAGAGAUCAAGUGAUGGAACUCAGCGCACGCCUGAAUGACCUAGCAGACUCGAACGGAGUCGGCCUUUCCUUUCCCCUCCCCCCUCCCCCGCCGGGAGGUCCCUUCCCCCCACCCCCUCCCCCAAUGCUGGGCGAGCUCCCGCCGCCGCCCCCUCUGCUCCUCUACGACUUCCCGCCUCCUCCGCCCCCUCCCCCGCCUCCCGGCGGGCCGCCUCCCCCGCCCGGGGCACCCCCCUUCUUCAACUGCGCCAUGCCACCCCCGCCUUGCCCCCUCACCGUCGGCAGCAUGAGGAAGAAGGCCAUCCCUCAGCCGUCUCACCCGCUGAAGUCCUUCAACUGGCACAAGCUGGCAGAGAACAGAAUCGGGGGCACGGUGUGGGCUGAGAUCGAUGACCUCCGAGCCUUCAGCGUCUUGGAUCUGGAAGAUUUUGAGAAGAUGUUCUCAGCUUACCAGAGGCAACAGGACCUGCUCACUAACACUAACCUGCCAAAACAGAAGGAGCUCGGCUCAAAUGAGGACCUCUACCUCACGAUGAGGAAAGUGAAGGAGCUCUCAGUGAUCGAUGGACGCAGGGCUCAGAACUGCGUCAUCCUGUUGUCAAAGUUGAAGCUGUCCAAUGAGGAAAUCAAGCGGGCAAUCUUGCAAAUGGAUGAACAGGAGGACUUGCCCAAGGACAUGCUGGAACAACUCCUCAAGUUCAUCCCCGAGAAGAGCGACGUUGACUUGCUGGAGGAACACCGGCACGAGAUCGAGCGCAUGGCGAGGGCCGACCGUUUCCUCUACGAGAUGAGCAGAAUCGACCAUUACCAGCAGCGCCUGCAGGCUUUAUUCUUCAAGAAGAAGUUUGCAGAACGACUGGCGGAGGCAAAGCCAAAGAUCGAAGCAAUCCUUCUAGCUUCCAAAGAGCUGUCUCAAAGCAAGAGGCUCAAGCAACUGCUGGAGGUGGUGCUUGCAUUCGGGAACUACAUGAACAAGGGCCAGAGGGGGAACGCUUUUGGCUUCAGGAUUUCCAGCCUCAACAAGAUUGGAGACACCAAGUCAAGCAUCGACAGGAGCAUCACACUGUUACACUAUCUGAUCAUGAUAUUUGAAAAAAGCUACCCAGGGAUUCUCAACAUCCAUUUAGAUUUACUCCAUGUACCAGAGGCAGCCAAAGUCAACCUGGUAGAAUUGGACAAAGAGAUCAACAAUCUGAAGAAUGGAUUGAAGGCUUUGGAAUCUGAGCUGGACUACCAGAAGAGUCGCAUGCGGAGCUCUGAGGACAAGUUUGUUCCGGUCAUGAGUGACUUUAUUACCGUUGCCAGCUUCAGCUUCUCCGAGAUGGAGGACCUUCUGACUGAGGCGAAGGACAAGUACUCCAAAAUGCUGAAGCACUUCAGCGAGGAAGAAGCAAAGAUGCAGCCAGAUGAAUUCUUUGGCAUAUUCGACACAUUCCUGCAGUCGUUUGCUGAAGCAAAACAGGACCUGGAGAACAUGAGGCGGAAGAAGGAGGAGGAGGAGCGCAGGGCUCGGAUGGAAGCCAUGCUGAAGGAGCAGCGGGAGAAGGAGCGGCGGCUGAAGAAGUCGCGGGCGGGCAGCACGUCGGAGGAGGUGGGCGAGUUCGACGAUCUGGUGCUGGCCCUGCGCUCAGGCGAAGUCUUUGACAAGGACCUGUCCAAGCUGAAGCGGAACCGCAAGCGCUCGGGCAGCCAGCUGUUGGAGAGUGGCCGGGAACGGGCGGUCAGCAAGCUGAAUUACUGAGCGGCGGGAACACUGCUGCCUCCGCCCGGGAGGGGUUACCUGGACCAGGAGGGAGCUCCCUCCCCUCUCCCCCCAAACCCCCAGCAUCCUAAGACCACACACACACACACACACACAAACACACACACACACACACACACACACACACACACACAACACGCUGCCCUCCUCCCCGACCUCUCUGUCCCACCCGCUCCACCGGAGAAGGAGGGGUUGGCAGCAGAACCCAAAGGAUUCCCUCCUGCCCCUCCAGUUGCCUCCCUCCCCAAAGGUGAGAGCCCGGAUAUUCCGGAAACGACAGAGGGAGCAGCGCCGGGAUCUACAGGAACACCAAGAUGCUCUCGUUAUUGUUUCUGCCAAAGUAUCGACCCGCAUCAGUUCUGGCACCGAAAGCCCCUCCCUCUGGUGCUCAACAUCCCCCUUGUGAUUCUCGAAGGGGGUGGUUGCCAACACGUGCUCGUGCCCCAGGGCACCUUGGCAAGUCGGACCCUUUUUUCGUUGUUUGCAUUCACUUUCGGGGGUCUUUUGGUAUUUAAUUCAUUGGAUGUGGUGGCGUGGAGGGGCAAACAGAAUGGCUCGGCUGAACUCAAUCGGGCAACAGCACGGCCAAAAGAAAAAUAACUGCAGAUGCCUGAAGUCUGAAGUAAAACUGGGAAAUCUCAGCAGGUCAGGCAGCAUCUGUGGGAAGAAAGGCACAAGAGACUGCAGAUGCUGGAAUCUAGAGCAAAAAAGCAAGAGGCUGGAGGAAAGGGGGUCGAGCAGCAUCUGCGGAGGGAAGCCCACUGUCCAUUUCCCUCCACAGACGCUGACUGACCCGCUGAGUUUCUCCUGCUUCUUGUUCCUCACUCUGCGGAAAGGAAAACUAUCAACUAACAAAGGGUCGCAGAACCGAAGCGUCGACUGUUCUUCUUUGCGUGGACACUGCCUGACCUGCUGGGUUCUUCCAGCAUUCUUCUGGUUUUUUUCUCGUUGUUGCACAGCCUGUAGUCUGUUUGCUUCUCCGUCGGGGAGGGAUGAGUUGAGUACCGUGGCCGGUGGUGCUAGAGCAAGAUGAGACAAAACUCUUGCCUACUCUGUCCUGAACCCAGCGCCAUCACCAAGGUGGUGAGGUCCACAGGCAUUGUUGGGAAGAAAAGACAUAGGUGGGGCCUCCCGGAUGACUCUCCAAAGCAGGGUUAAAAAAUAGAACUGUCUGCAUCUCAGGCAGCAGAUCCCCAGUGCUUUGGAGGUCAGUGAAAAACGUAUAAUGCAAAAAAAACAGUAUUAAAUACAGUCAGUGGGUCUAAUCCAACUGUACACACACGUUACCACAAAUAGAUAGCCACAGUUACUGGGCCUAUAUUGUGCAAUAAUUUUUUUUUAAGCUUUAUAUGUACAUAUAUAUAUAUAUAAAAUGUUAAAAUUUUACUUUGUAAGGAGAAAGCUAGUCCUUUUGAAGUGUAGACUUGUCGCAUGAAGUGCGACUAAAAUGUGCAUGUUCCGGUGUUUUAAAAGUCUUUGUUCCAUCGCUUCGACCACUCCCCCCACCCCCACCCCACCACCGCACCCCCCAAUUUGCUCCCGCCAAAUCCAUCGCCGACCCCGGUCAAGGUAUUCACGUUCUUCGAGGCAGGGAGAAGGCAUGUGUGUCAUUUCAGUUCGUAUUUGAAAGGAGGCAGAGACUCGGGCCUAAGGGGACUCACGUUCCUCUCUUCAGCACAAAUCUCAGAGAGAGAGAGAAAGAGAGAGAGAGAGAGAGAGGGGGGGACAAAAUGUUUGAAAUGGCAGGUGUCCUGGCACGUUUGCCCACUGCAGCACUGCCUCCACACAAGGACACAAGGAAAUGGAGAAGGAGUAGGCCACUCAGCCCUUCAAGCCUGCCCCAGCAUUCAAUAUGACCAUGGCUGUUCUACACUGGCCUCAAGUCCUCCUCUGUGCCAGUUCCCCAUAACCCUCAAUUCCUCGAUCCUUCAAAUAUUUAUCUAUCUCCACCUUAAAUAUCUCUAAUGAUCCGUCCUCCACCACCCUCGGGGGCAGAGUGUUCCAGAGAUCUACUGCCCUCUGAGAGAAGACAUUUCUACGCACCUCGGUGUUAAAUGAUCAGCUCCUUAUUUUGUUCUCUUGUUCAUGACUCCCUACUCGUAAAAACAUCUUCAACAACUACCCUGUCAACCCCCCUUAGGAUCACAUGAGAGAUGGAGGAGCAAGUCCCUCCCUGGUGCCAGCCAAAAGAGGGGAGAUUGGAACCAGAUUAGUGCUCUGUAUUGGACCCAGCUACCAGGUUCCUUCACCUCUAGUGGUGUCCAAGGUUCUCAGUCACCCUCUUUUAAGCCAGGCACUGAGAACUGACUGAAAAGAAAGAGACUUACCCUAGUUAUAGCUAAUGAACCCCCACCCCUCGAUAAACUGGGUAAGUUUACCUGACCCAACACUGAGGCAUACAGGUCAGGCCUGUUGUGAAUCUGACCCCCGCUCAUGCUGCACUUGCUAAGUGUCCUGAUGUGGAAUUGACGGUGAAUCCCAUUCCCCCUUCCCUCCAUCCACCAGGAGGCACAAAUCAAAGCUCUAGAUUCACACCCCGGCCCCCAAUCACCCCCAACACAGACCUAUCAGUAUGUUGAUGUAGGGUAACUAACAAUCUGCUGGAGGAACUCAGUGGGCCGAGCAGCACCCGUGGGAGGAAAGGAAUUGUCGAUGUUUCGGGUCGAAACCCUGCAUCAGGACGUUGUUCACUUCAGAUGCUGCUCGACCCGCUGAGUUCUUCCGGCAGAUUAUUUGUCGGUCCGGAUUCCAGCGUCUGCAGUCUCCUGUGUCCCUCAGCUGAUGUAGAGUGACACGUUUGCACAGGCGAUUGGACUCUCAAUGGCUUUUGAAUGAAGAGCAAAGAAUUGGAGCACAAAAUGCAACCAAUUCGUAUAAAGGUACCUUAACCAUUCGGAGAAUGUGGACACGAUUGGCAGUGCAAUCUUUAUUGUCCAUCCUUAAUUACCCCCUGAGCUGUGGGGCAAUUAAAAGUCAAUUAUAGUGUCUGGAGUCACAUACAAGCCAGAAUGGAUAAGAAUAGCAGAUUUCCUUUGCCAAAGGGUAUUAGAUUCAAAGAAAGUCUACUAGUUCCAUGGUCACUAUUACAGACGCUAGCUGUUUUUAAAUUCCACGUUUGUUUAAUUACCUACAUUUAAAUUCCCCAGUGGCCGGGGUGGGAUUUGAACUCGUAUCAACGGUUCAGGCCCAGCAAUUUAACUACCUUGCUACCAAGCAAGCGAAGGUGUUUGUGGCCUUGGAGCCACAGAAACGUAGAGUCACAGAGCGCAGAAACAGGCCCUUCGGCUGACCAUAUCCGUGCCAGCUAUGAAGCAGCCAUCCACACUCAAGCAACACUCAAAGGCACAAACACACAAACUCAGCAGGUCGGGCAGCAUCUAUGGAAGGAAAUGGACAGUCGAUGUCUCGGGCCACGUCGGCUGCGCGGAGCAGUCCAUGUUCCGAACCUAACCGAGCGCCAGUCCCCAGCUCUUUCUCCGCUGCAUUGACGACUGCACUGGUGCCUUUUCCUGUGCCCGUGCAGAGUGUGUCAAUUUUAUCAAACCCGCCACAGAUGAAGGGUCCAGACCCAAAACGCCGAUUGUCCCACUUCCCUCCACAGAGGCUGCCCGUCGCACUGAGUACCUCCAGCGCCUUUGUUGUUGCACCAGGUUCCAGCAUCCCCGGUCUCUUGUGUGUCGAUCUACACUCAUUCCAUUUACCAUGGCCUUCUAUUCCUUGGACGCAGCUGAUUCUUUGGUGCCGUCUGAAUUGGCAUGGCAUUCAGCUCAAGGGCCAAUCAGGGAUGGGCAACGAACGCUGCCCUUGCCCGUCCCGUCAGCAAGAAAACAGAUCACGGGGCUCACAGGCAGUGACAUGUGUAAGGGGAAGCUGGAUGCUACCCUUGAGUAACAAGCACUGAGCCAACUAGAACACAGCCAAACAUAGCAGAAAGUACAUAGAGCCCAAGGAAUGGUAGCAGUGAGAGGUCAUUCAGACGUCAGGCAUGUCACGGGAAAACAUUAUUGGUUGUCCUGGGGUACCAUCAGGGAGUAGAGGGAUUAUUAAUGCUGGUAGGCAUUCCUCCAAGAUCCUAGAGAAAGGAUAUUAUUUCUGCAGAUGUGCUAACCAGAGACUCCCAUGUAUAUUUUGAAAACUGCAAAGGACAUUGAAUACUCGCUGAAUUGGACCCCAGGGAGAGGUGGAGAGGAAAAGGUGGCUGGAUCUGAAGACAAAUUCACCGAUGAAGGAUUACUGCUAGAUUACGCCCAAUUUGUUGGCUGCAUAAUCCUUCUAGCCGCCUCACUUUGAAACAAGCCGAUUUAUAGAGUGGGACGUAAGGCUGUGCCUUAGUGGAGUUCUGGGCUCACAAUCCACAGAACCAAGUAUGGAAUAAGAUUAAUAAUCUGGAAUUUCCAGAAAAAAAAAUACACUAAAUCGAUAGGUUUUUGUAAAGAUCCUUUCUGCUUUUGAGGGGAGGAAUCUGCCAUCCCUAACUGGAUUGGCCUGUGUGUGACUACAGACCCAAGAUUGGUUUAUUAUGAUUAAGUUCUAGUUUAUUGUUGCCAUCAGCAUACAAUAAACUUGAACUUAAUAAUAAUUGGCAUACAUACAGGGUAUAAAUAGCGGGAAAUUAGCUUUUAGCACAGUACAUUGCAAGACAAGGACAGACAUGUUAACAUAUACGUAAAUUAUUUUCACAUGUACCAAGAUAAAGUGAAAAGCUUUUGCUUGAGUGCCAUCCAGACCAAUCCUGCCAUACAUAAUUACAUUCAGGUAGUAUAAAGAAAAGCAGAAUGCAGAAUUUAGUGUUGCAGUUACAGAGAAAGUGCAGUGCAAGUAGAUAAGUAAAGUGCAAGGGCCACGACGAGGUCGAUUGGGAGAUCAAGAGUUCAGCCUUUAGCGUGUGAGAGAUCCAUUCAGGAGUCUAAUAACAGCGGGAUAGAAGCUGUCCUGAAGUCAAUGUGAUUGAGAAGCCAGAGGCAAUGAGGGGAGAUGGGCUGUAUAGACCAGAUUUGCCAGUGAUGCCCUGGAAAAUGAACCAAUAAAAUAAACCUAUCAGACGUUUCACCUUAAGUGGUGAAUUUACCUUCAGUUUGUGUGUUUUAAGCAUUCAAUUGAAGGGCAGUUACCUAGAGUUCCAAUUGCAGAAGUCUUCAGAGACAGAAGAGACCGCAGAUGCUGGAAUCUCAAGCAAAAAACAAACUGCUGGAGGAACUGCUCGACCACUGUGUCCCUUCAGCAGUUUGUUUUUUGCACAAGUCUUUCUUUUUCCCUGCAUUGAGAAGUGACUUUUCUGAAACUGAAUCAGAGUUAGGACGGUUUCCGGGUCAGUUUAAUUCAUUCAGAAAUUUCGAACGAGCGCCUUCUGUCACCCUUAUGACCCCAACAUGAAGUUCAGGUCAGCAAGAUGAUGUUAUCGAGGACUAUAGAGGAAACUGGGGGUUAUGGAGAACAGAUGGAGUUGAAGCCAACAAUCAGAUCAGCCGCAAACCUCUUGAAUAGCAGAGUGGAGGUGAGGUCCCAAAUGGCCUCCUGUUUCCUGACUGGAAGACAACGGUGGGUGGGGACUCUACAGGCAACAGAAGUUCACCGGUUACCCAAGGGUAGACCAGGAUAGUACGUCCAACAUCUUACAGACAGUUGGACGUACUACAGAUAGUUAGAGCUGCCCCACAGGUCCAGUGACCUGGGUUCAACCCUGACCUCUGGUGCUGUCUGUGUGGAGUCUGCACGUUCUCCUUGGGUCUCCUCCAACUCUGGUUUCUUCCCACAUCCCAAAGGUGUGCGGAUCAGUAGGUUAAUUGCCUAUUGUAAAUAGCCCCCUAGUGAGUGGUAGAAUCUGGGCGGGAGUUGAUGGGAAUUUUGGGCGAAUAAAAUAGGUGAUUAAUGUGUAGGUCAGUGCUCAAUGGUCGGCAUGGACUUGCUGGGCUGAAGGGCCUGUUUCUGUGCUCUUUGAGGAUCACUGCCUGUCUUUAUUCGUACCGAAUCCAGAAUGAACUGACCCCUGACCCUGAAAAACAAGUAAAACUGCAAAUUUUAGAAUCCGAAACCGAGCAAGAAAGGCUGGACGAUCAGUGAGUCAAGCAGCAUCUGUGGAAAAUUACUCACCAGAGAUACACUGAGAGGGAUCAUCAGCCUGAGUGCUGAGAGGCUGUUUCCUUAAGCUGGAGAACCUGGAAUUAGUAUUAGUCUCAGAGAGGGGGUGAGUCAUGGACUCAUACAGCAUAGAAAUAGGCCAUUUGGCCCACCAUAUCCAUGCCAACGUGGUGAGGUGAGGAGGACCAUGAUGCUCAGUCACUUGGCAGGUUCAAGAUGAAGAUCUUGGACCCUGCUGGAAUCAGGGAAUAUGUGGAUUGGGCAAAAAUGUGGGCCAGGCCCACAACCAACUAUGAUACUAUUAAACAGUGAAGCAGGCCAUGUAGCCCAUUCCUGCCCCAUUUCUUAGGCUCCUGUUCAUCGUCCAGUUGCAAUGAUCAUUUGGCAACAAGCUGGUAUUUAGACGGUUUAGUUGAUGGACUUGAGGACACCAAAGAGGAGCGGGAGAAGUCUGUCCACCUCUUUGAGCCACAGACGCCAAAAUCCGGAGCAGCACACAAAACACUGGAGGAACUCAGCGGGUCAGGCAGCAUCUGUAGAGGGAAAUGGACAGUCAACAUUUCUGGUCGAGACCCUUCAUCUGGACCCUUCAUCCAAUCCAGAUGAAGGGUCUCAACUCGAACUAUUGACUGUCCAAUUCCCUCCAUAGAUGCUGCUUGACCUGCUCAUUAAGCCUGCUCUGUAUUCAUCGAGACCCUCACCAAUCUUCGACCUCAGUGGCCAUUUUCCUGUCUUACUCCCCGUACCCUUGAUUCCCUUUAAUGUCCAGAAAUCUAUUGAUGGCAGUUUGAAUGGCUUUCUCGACAUGAGAACAUCAGAGCAGGAGUAGGCCAUCUGGCACUUUGAGCCAAUAUCAAUCUCUGUUUUGAAUGAACACAAUGACUGAGCUCCCAGGGUAAAGAAUUCCAAAGAUUUACCACCUUCUGAGUGAAGAAAUUUAUCACAGUCCUAAAUGACCUUCCCCUUAUUCCGAAACUGGACUCUCUGCCAGGGGAACUAUCCUUCCUGCACUUAGUAUGUGAAGCAUUCAAGCAUUUUGCCUCUUUCGAAGUGAUCUCUCAUUCUUCUAAACUCAAAUCAAACUCUGGGUAAUAGGGGUUUAAACGGGGUUAUCAUGACUCUCAGUUAUCCAUUUCAGUUUUUGUGCAGAGAGUUCAAGGGCAGGGAGUAGGGGUUGGCUGUGGAAAGCGGGGCUUGAUUAGAGUCUUUGGGAUCCAAGCCAGUAAAGUCGGUAAGUCGAUUGUGCAGUGGGAAGACUGUAAAAAGUAGGCAGCCAACAUUGAUCUUGCUCAGUAACACAAUUCAAGCAUUAUUGGUGAAAUCACUAAGUGGAAUAUCAAGCCAGGACACAUUAACAGAAUGAAAAGCUAGUAUUAGUAAUGAUGACCAUGAAACUACCAGAUUGUUGUUAAUAACCUACCUAGCUGUGGGGAGCAACCCUACUGUCCUUGCUCACUCUCUGCCGAAUGUGUCUACAGACCCACCAAAACGCUUCACACUUAACAGCCCUCUGCAAUGGGCCAGCAGGACAUUCAACCCAGGUGUCGACAAAAACUGUCAAAGCCUCACCUCUGAUGUCCACAUCUCACGUACAAGUUGGCAGUUUAAUUGGCCACUGUAAAUUGCUCCUAGUGAGUGGGUGAAUCUGGGCAGGGCGGAUGAGAACACAGAAAGAGCAAAAAUGUAGGAUUUUUAAAUAUGGGAGGGCGGAGGGGCUUAAUGGUCGGCACAGACUCGGUGGGCCGAAGGGCCUGUUUCUGAAUUUUAUGCCUCUACGUCUCAAAGUAUUAAAAUACCCCACAUCAUUGCAACAGGGUAACUAAGGGUGGGUAAUAAAUCCCACACUCCGCCCCAUCCCAAGAACAUGUAAAUUCUCAGCUGCGGAUCAGCAAAGAUGAAAAUAUACCCUGCAGCUUUAUCUUCAUUUGUUCCUUGGAAGGACAAAGGUUGCAUGUGAGUGCUCACGACAUCUUCAAUGCGAAUUUCAUGUGUUGAUAGUGGAACUUAGAGCCUUGAAGUUGCUGGCAGAAGAUGUCUGACUUCUGCUGAGAGCCAUGAGCUUAAGGUGGUGUGUACCAACGUCAGUUUCUCCAGCGCAGGAUUUAGGAUCAGAUACUGGCUCCCGAUUAUCCUCUUACUCAAGAGAAAAAUCGGGGAUGAGAGGGGAGAGGUCAGUCAGCACAGAGCGACUCACCACUGGACCAGAGGCAAAGACCUAACAUGUUAAGAGUAUUUUUUAUUUAUUCAUUCCUCGGGAUCCGAGCAAGGUCAUCAUUUAUUGCCCAUCCAUAAUUGCCCUUGAGAAGGUGGUGGUGAGCUUGCUUCUUGAACUGCUGCAGUCCUUCUGAUGAAGGUGCUCCCACUGUGCUGUUGUGGAGGGAGUCCCAGGAUUUAGAUGGUGACAUAUUUAAACAGUAGCGUAUAUCCACUUCGGAUUGGUAUGUGACUUGGAGGGGAACCUGCAGGUGGUGAUAUUCCCCUGCGUCUUGUCUUGACUUGAACAUAUAGAACACUACAACACAGUACAGGCCCUUUGGCCCACAAUGUUGUGCCGGCAUUUUAUCCUGCUCUAAGACCUAUCUAACCCUUCCCUCCCACAUAGCCCCCUAUUUUUCUAUCAUUCAUGUGUCUAUCUAAGAGUCUCUUUAGUGUCCCUAAUGUAUCUGCCCCCACAACCUCUGCCGCAGUGCAUUCCACCAUUCUCUGUGUAAAAAAACUUCCCCCUGACAUCCCCCUUAUAUCGUCCUCCAACCACCUUAAAAUUAUGUCCCCUCGUGUUAGCCAUUGUCGCCCUGGGAUAAAGUCUUUGACUGUCCACUCGAUCUAUGCCUCUUAUCAUCUUGUACGCCUCUAUCAAGUCACCUCUUAUCCUCCUUCUCCCCAAAGAGAAAAGCACUAGCUCGCUCAACUUAGUGGUAGAGAGUUUGAGGGGUGCUGUCAGAGUAGCCUGGGCAAGGAACCACUUGCAUUUUGCAGAUGCAGAUACCUCACCCUUCCCCAACCCCUCUGAACGAUGGAACUCCCAGCUUCCCUCUGACCACCCUCCCUCACACAAUGCAUAGGCUGUAAACGCUCAUGCUUGGCAUCGACCAACCGUUGCUACCUGCCAAUCCUCUCCAACCUCAGUGCAACUCCUGAGCCAUGGGUGGGAGCCCUCAGUUCCUCGAAGCUCCGUUACUCAGUGAAUUACACCUCUGAUUACUAGGGCUGAAAAUUGGCAGUGUUGAGCCUUUCAAAACAUGCCUCUUGAGUAAUAGGAGUCGCACAUCUACACCACCUUGCUUGUUCCUUAAGAAUAUUCCAAAGGACUUUGCAGCCAUUUCAAGUGGAGCCACAGCUGUAAUGUAAGGAAGGUGACGGCCAACUGUGGGAAUAUCCUUUCUUUCCCCUGUGUCUUCGCCAAAGCACACCAGCAAAAGCCAAAUGUAAAGUACCUUCACCGUCUCCCACUCCUCUUGCCCACUGGAAGAAACCUUCCCACACCGAAGAUUGCUCCUGGGGGAUGAUCAGAGGACUUCCAUUCCCCUCCGUCUCCCAUCCGUGGUCCUCAGCCCAACCCGCGACCAUUCCGGUUCACGUAGAGGAACAGGUUGCAGGUGAUCAAAGCAGUGUAGUAGAGUUCUUGUGUUGCAUCUGCGAUGAUGCCCUCAAUAUUCCAACUUUUCUACAAACAUUACCGAAAAUAACUGAUAAAACAUAUUUUUUAAAGAAAAAAAAGAUUGUAUUUAAGAGUACAUCUUUCUUGUUUUGUUAAAUAUUGUCAAAUGACAUAAAUAUUUUGAGCUGUGUAUGUAACACAACGGGUAUUCCCAGUAAUAACUAUUAAACAGAAUGGUAACUAUAUCCUUAUACCUUUAGGUAAAUUCAGUUACUAGAAAUGCCACAGAUGUAUUAAACAUGCUGUACAGUACUAAAAGCUGGCCUCUGUGUAAUAUUUUGUGCUUUUUUAAAAAAUAAAGAUAAAUAAAUAUUUCCUCCUUCACU
Messenger RNA from Pristis pectinata (smalltooth sawfish), 13723 nucleotides. RefSeq names its product dishevelled associated activator of morphogenesis 2 (gene daam2). NCBI's taxonomy places the organism in Eukaryota, Metazoa, Chordata, Chondrichthyes, Rhinopristiformes, Pristidae. The coding region runs from base 398 to 3640 and encodes 1080 amino acids. The record is from RefSeq and is a predicted model, not a curated record. The transcript is spliced from 27 exons. Gene Ontology annotation, biological process: regulation of non-canonical Wnt signaling pathway; negative regulation of oligodendrocyte differentiation; positive regulation of canonical Wnt signaling pathway. Gene Ontology annotation, molecular function: actin binding; small GTPase binding.